Molecule: messenger RNA, 22825 nt
Organism: Porites evermanni
Lineage: Eukaryota; Metazoa; Cnidaria; Anthozoa; Scleractinia; Poritidae
Source: the annotation of a GenBank genome assembly
ACGAACGCGAAAAAAACGCAGUCGCAAAGAAUCAGUUGCAAAACAGGUUCCUUGAAGUUUUAAGUCUUGAGGGCUAUACCGAUUACAUUUGAGAUGGGUAAGUCCAGACAGUUUGCUUAGCGAAUUUCUUGUCUUUUCAGUGAGUUAUAAAACACAUAUUCCUGCCAAUCACGUCAAUUUAUUGACGGUGGAACGACGGUCCGUUUGGUGCGCGUGCUCACAAUGGUCGCCUCAAUUCUGGCAAGAUCAAUAAGUUAUUUGGCUGGAGUUCUAAAACUCGCAUAAGGUUUACUUUCAGUAGAGCUAAGGAAUAGUGGCAUCUCGAUGUUAUGCGGAACUGCUGUCAUAAACACAAGGGAAAUUGAUUGUACACAAUGACAUGAUUUUUUCAUUACAUGUACAAUUCUAGCAGCUUGCUGGGUUACUUCUCAACUCGUAGUACAAGGGUCUCAGUGAUCUAUACAUGAAAGCAAGAGACGCAAAAUUCAGGUCUCUGAAAUCAAGAAAAGAACACGCACUCAGAGUUAGGAUGUGACUCAGAACAAUGAAAACAUUAUUUGUUUUGCAUUCAUCUUCACUUUUGUUAGUAUACGUCGCGAAAUAUGAGUUAAGGUUUCUCUUAAAAUCUCAUGCAUCCUAUAAAAUAACGUGUUAAAUUUUCUUGAUUUAAAGUAGCUCUACCCAUAUGCUCCACCAUAAAAGAAAUCCUUGAGAAUGUGACGAGUAGUUUGGAUUUGUUUUUAUUAUAUGAAAUUUUGGGCUUCAAAGACCGGAAACGGGGAAAGUUAUGAUACUUUCAUGCUCUAUGUGAAAAGCACUUGCUUUAAAUCUAAAAGUUUAAAUAGGAUGUAAGGUCAUACUGUUGUCACUUUUCAAAAGUAGUAGGGGUAUCCUGAAUUUCAGCCUUUCCUUCGAGUCGCAAACUUGAAAUUCAGGCCAUCUCAGAGAUUAUGAAAUGAAUAGCUAAUUAAUUCAGAUUCUUCGAAUGGCUCAUGGAAGAGUGCACAUAAGCAAUGACAAGUAAGAACUAAAUUAGCCGAAUAUCGUAAAAGCCUCCGGGCCUUUCUUUCCACAUUUGGGAAAGUUUUGAGCUAAAAUCCUGAGAAAAGUGAGACUGUGAAUCAUUUUGUAUUCCAUUUCCCUCGUCACGUUCGAGCAUGAUCAUUUAGUUAAUUUCGCCAAAUAAAUAUCGCUGGAAUUAUCUCCUUAAGGCAAAUCAUAGUUAAUUAAGUGGAAUGGUUAUGAUACCCGUCAGACACCUUUGUUAUAUGUUUUUGUGGGCUUGAAAGUGCACAACGUUCAAAAGCAUUCCUUUCAUUUUGAUUGUCUGAUUGACCAAUAAAAACGUUGCAUUAAUUUAUUCCGUAACAAUUCGCCAACAGAAAAGAAAGGAUUGUGCACUUUCAGGGUGCUUCCAAUAUAAACUGCAGCACCGUUGUUUUUAUCAUUGAUGUUUGCCGAUUUUCAUAACCACUCUCCUCUAGUAAGUCUAGCUUAAAAAAUUUGACAGAGCACUGAUGCAUACAUCAUUAACUCAUGGUGCACUCGACAGUGACUCUCUACAGUGAAUGAGCGGGAAAGAGAACAUAAAAAAUAACUGUGUUAGUCAGCUACGUUUGAGAACAAUAAAGCUUUCAAUAAAAGAAAGGUUCGAUAAAGUCAACCUUUGCUCUCUUAUGCCGACUCCUGAAUUACAACGCUAAACGUCCGAAUGAGAGGUUCAACCAUCCGGGAAAAUGUACGCCCACUAAAAGGUUCUAAAAAUUUUCGGCUUACUAUGGUUUCUGGGCGUGUAUAGCAAACGUGGAACAAAACCUCGAACAGGAGUGGCAUGAAAUGCCUUUCACUUAACAUACACGUUUCUGUCGAUUUCUGAAUGCUACCAGACAAAUUUCUACGCAAAAUAAUUUGAAGUACCCAUAGUUGGUUAUUUACGCGGGCUUCAUGAAUGCCGCGCGAUCUUGUCAAACAGCUGUGCUUCGACUCACCUAGCGCCCGUCGUUUUGUGUCCUGCUAAACAUAUUUGCCUUACUAGAUUAUUACUAAGAGAGGAAACGUCACACCCAAAAUUUGCCCAACAUUCCCGAUUAAAGGGUCGAACGCCGCUUUACUGAAUCUCAGAAUCGAAAAUAUCCGAGUUCAAUCGUCUUCACGGCUUCGCAUAUCCGUCGGAUCAAAACAAAAACUUAAGUCUAAAGAGCGGUUUCAAAAAGAUGCGGUUUGUGUAAGAGGACUUACUGGUUUUGUGUGGACGGAAGGCAGAUUCGUGUAAAAAAAAAAAUAUGCCUUUUCAAAAAUCUCCGGAUUCGUGUGGACGGGCCAAAAAUACAAACAAAACAAUCGGCAUGUAUUAUAUGAUAUGUAUUGGUCUUUUGUUAUAAUUUAUAUCCUGCAUGACUUCGCAUUUUGAAGAGAACCGGAGCAUGUCAUUCGGUUCAGUUUGAUUUUUUAUUCAAAUCAUGUUUACCCUGAUAUUGAUCAAAGGUGACAACAGUCAACUCUCUCAUAGCGACCACUUUUCGUAAGCGACCACCUCCCGUAAAAAGUCAAAGUCAAAUACUUUAUCAAACACUACCUCUAAAUUUGCUCUAUUACAAAUCAGUUGCUAUUCUCAUGCACGAUAUCACAAAAAAUUUAGCACCACAAAAUAUUUUAUGCUUAUUCAAAAUUACUGAUCAAGUCCUCGCGUAUAACACUGGAUCCCAGUCGAGGGGUUAAUUAUUACGAAAUUAAAUUUUCAAGACUGGAUAAACAAGGAAAAACAUUUUCAAGAUUGGGGGUCGAAAUAUGGAAUUGCAUACCUCUGUGUAUUAGAAAACUAAUAAUGUCAGUCUCCGAGAGGAUACCUCAUUAUUUUGGAGUAUCCAUUCUAGCCAUGACCAUUGUUUCUCUCUCUCCCUAAGCCAGUUAUAGUCUCAAUUUUUUCUUUGUCUGUUUUUGUUUGUUUUUAUGCUUAUUUUGUUUCUAUUUUACGUUUAUCCGCUGUCACAAUUUAGAAGUUAUCUUCAUGCUGAGGAAGUUAUUUCUCGGGGUAACGACAAUCGAAAAGGGGGCUUGAUCGACACGUGUGCUAAGAAUGAGUACGUCAACAUCGUAACAGCAUCAGCGUCUUCUGUCAGACUGUUAUUUCACACCGUUUCUGUCGGCCAAAGCCGGCAACAAUGUUUAUUGUUUACUAAUUAUUGUUUCCGAUCGGUAACAAAAAUGCAGGGGGUCCAUAUAGGUGAUCCGUGGACCUGGUCCAGAGAAGGGGCCAAGGGCCCUAGCCUUCUGUUUUGUCCUCACCCGUAGAAUUCUUCGUCAAUAGCGUGAAGGAACGGUUUGAUGAGAGGGAUUGAGAGGGAGUGAUGUACACUCUAACUGUUGUGAAGAAUUUUGAAGGUUAUUUCUAAGAUCUUUCUUACAAUUUAAGUUCGUCAGUUGUUUCGUUAAGUCGGUCAAGAUUAGGCGGGAUGGGUGUUUUCCUGUUUUAAUCUCAUGAUUUUACUCGUACUUGAAUUUAUGCUUAGGUCCCGAAUUUAUCCAAUUCCAUUUUUGGAAUAUUCUUGCCUUGAACUUGCUAGAUGAGAGUUUUACACUGGUGGUCGUCUUUGUGAGGUUAGAGCUGACCUUGGUUGAGUGACUAGCCCCGUUGAUGAUCUGUUUGGGUUGUUAACUAGAGUUGUUAGUUUCUCGUUGGUUUGUAGCUUCCUGCCUUCAGUAACAAGAUACAAAAAAGUUUUUAACUCUGGAUUGGAAAGAAUAUAAGGAGGGGGCAUCGCGAACGUAAGCGCUCAGCUUAUUAAAGAAAACCGGUCCUUGGUAGAAAUCAGAAAACUUUCUUAUGUCAGUACGACAGAAAGGAAUACAAAAUCGAUUUGAAAUACGUGUGCUACAACCGUGAACUCGAUUAGAACGUAAAAUGGAUCUCGAAAAAGUGGAAAGAACGAAAUAAUUAUUCAAAGAAUACAUAAAUUUCCCGAGGUGAAGAGAAUAGGUAUCUCCUAAUUUGAGGAUCAUAAGAUUUUUAAAUAGAGGAUCAGUGGGUGGGUCAAAACCUUUCUUACUACUAAUUCUAACAAGACGCUAUGGGAGUGUACACUUAGGCGUCGUGGUUGUGGAUUAAUUGUGAAUGCGGGGAAAUAGUAAGAAAUGAUAUUUUUCCAUAUACCCUUCUAUACAAAUUCCCUUACUUUUCUCCUUUUGUGUAACAGACGUCUUAACUUCUUCACCGGAAGUCUGCUAGGUGCAUGGCUGUGACCCAGUUCGAUUAUAAUUUCUGUCAUAUAUAAUUGCGCACGGCGAGAUCUCAGUUCCACUUCUUUUAAUUUCUCAACAACAACACUUUCCUUAUGUACAGUUAACUCUACACCUUCUCCAGCAACGUAACUAUAAACUAACAUCACUACAUGCCCUAACAAAAUGAAAAUGCACAAUCUUCACACCGAGGAUAAUUCAUGUACAACAUCGCAACACAAACUAGAAAUACGUAUCUCGCAAUAACCCUAGCGAAACUCGGUUAAGUCGGUUUUUUAGUAGCACCACUCAAGUUAAGCCCUGUUGGGCGGGGUUAGGAACUGGAUGGGCACCCACCGCGAAUAUCGUUUUGAAGGUCCCUACUUUGCUCUUUCUUUUCCUCUUCUCCUUUUUUGCAUAUUGUGUGGUGUCAUUUUUAAACGUGUAUUGAAAAGCAUACUUAGCAUUAUUUCGGCCGCUGGAUUUAGAAAAAAAAAACAAACACGGAAGGACAGUUAGUCUCCAUCGCAGCCGUUUUCAGGCUCGUCACGUGACGAGUCUAAAAACGGCUGCGAAAGAGAUUAGUUCGCGUGAAAAUUAUUAUAAGCUUACUUCGGGCCGUACUACAGAACUGAAACUCUGAUCUAUCGUCGGGGAAUUUGACCGGCAAACUAAUAAAUUUGGGUUUUCCACGGUUUAUCACGAAUUCCAAGCUAGAUUCCAGGCGGAAAAGACAAGGUUUCGACAAUAAAAAGCCGAACUGAAACGCACUUUGGAGAAUCAUGUGGCGCGACAUAUUAAAGCAAACUCGUCUGCUCAGUGAGACGCACUGAAAAUUGCUCUUGUAUCUCGAUUUUCGCUCAAAUUUUGAAUCUACUAGCCCAAUUUGAUUCAACGUUUUUUGUAAAAUACUUUUGCAGUCAAUAUUUCUAGCCAGAAUAAUAAAUCAGGACAAGCCGAAAAGUCACCAACUUAUCCCGUACCUCGUGCAUAACUUGUAGCUAUUCUCACAUCUCAAGUUACCUUGGGUCGCAGUGGCGCAAUCGGCUAAUCCCGUGACGUAGGGUCUGAUCUGAUCUUACGGGUCACACAAGUGAGUCGGUUCAAACCCCGCGCAAGCCAAAACAAUAAUUCUUUCUUCCUCCAAUAACAACGAAAUCGAACUGAUCUCGAGAUAUCUCGAACUAAUUCGGCGCUGAUUUCGUAAAAUAGCCGAAUAAAGCCGAAUACCUACAAACUUUGCAUGCCCAAUCUCGUCCAGAAAAAGCAACUUUGGGACAUUCCUGAGUGUCGCGACUGCUUUACUUCGCGCUCCGCCGAAGUAAAAAUGCGUUUUUGCAACAGGACUAUGCGCCUAAGAUGAGUAGGGCAAGUCAAACUCCAAACUGAAAUACAAAAUUGAAGAUAAGAAUAGACAAGUGAAUAGUAUAAAAUACACAAAGCUGGCUUAGUAAGACAAGAACUCGCAACCUGCGAAAUAUGGAGUUUUCAUGACAAUGACUCAUCUUAAAUAACACCAAGAAACUUGAUUUAUCUUAAGACCAUUCAUCUCUAUAUUAAAGGCGAAUUCAUCUCUUCUCUGCCCGGGUUUAAAAGUUAUGUAAUUUGACUUUUGUAUAUUUAGAGAUAGCUUGUUGGCUUUAAAACAAAUGAGAUAACUUAGGCAUUUCAGAGUUAACAAGUUCAUUAAUCAGGAAAGUCAAUAUGAGAAAAGAAUAAGUUGGUAUCAUCAGCAAACAAGAAUCGCUGAAAAGCGAUUUUAACUGGGCUGUCGAAGGCGAUUUUUUCUGAGGAAGGGGUUGCUGCACCACAGAAUCUUGUCGCUGGCCAUUGGGUAACAUAGCACCUCAUGUUUGAGUGAAACAUAAAUUCAUUUGAACAUUGUAUCCUUUUGGAACACUUUCGUAACAAGAAAAAUGAGUACCAUUUUUAAGUCGGGACUGUAUAGUAACUUUCAAAUUCCACUAUUAUAAAUAGAAGUAAGCAAGUGAGCCAUUCUAAGCAGGAAACAGUAAGCGUUAUUUUCAAGCACCCCUUCCCCAAUCCCUCUGCCCCCCAAAAUAAAGUGUGACAGUAUAGCGUGACUAAUUUGACCUAACCGGAAAUUCCAAAAAUUAUUGUCGUUCUACGGGUCAUAAAAUGCUGUUAAUAACAAGCAGUUCAUUUCUCAAUUCUGGUUCUUAAAAAUUGGAAAGCAAAUUAUAUUUAAGUUUUGUUUUUGUCUGAUAUUGCGUUAUAGAGCCUUCCUACCUAUCCUAGUCAAUAUAUAUAUAUACAAUUUUUUUUUGUGGACGUGGUGAUGUACAAUGAGCACAUUCCCCGGGACAUUCCUUUCCUGUAAGGAAUGACUUUUCACGCGCUGAGUAAGAAUCGCAAAAACAUAAAAAGAGACAUUGGACGUCACAUUUUAAACGGUUUAAGCUUCAACGUAAAGCGAAGAGAAACCUUAAAAGCGACCCAUCCUACCAUCUUUUGAAAAAGGCACUGAUAGCUUGUGAAAAAGUGCCAAUGAUAGCUUGAGAGACGUCUUUAUUCAAUGGAUGUACAUACAAACACUCUAGCUACACACAUAGAGAGAUUUGCAAUCACGUUUUGGAAGGGAAAAACUCCUCAAAAUGUUUAAACUUCAACAAAAAGUGAAGAAAAACCACAAAUGGUACUCAUCGUAGCAUCUUUUGAAGGAGACGAUGAAAAAGUACAGUACGCCAAUUUCAAACACAUCUUCAUUUAAUGGCUGCCUUGGCUUAACAUUCUACGCCAAGUUAGUCAUUGAUCGUGUUUAUCGUCAUGACAACGAAAUUCUCCGGGGGGGUACUCCCUUACAUUUGCCUUAUACAAUCGGCGACAAAAUUGUUGAGACAUUGUACUCAAAUAGGGUAACUUUGGAGAACAAAAGAAUCCGCACCCCUCUCCUCUCCCCUCCGUUCAAAGUUGGGGUGUUUGUUGUUUCCUAAAGGUAGCUCGAACAUCGGCACAACAGUGUAUGGAAGGGGGGGGGGAGGGAAAGCUAUAUUUCCUCCUUUUGAAGUCAGUAAAACGUAAAAAAGCCCAGUUUAGGGCGAAGUGUCUUAACUCAUUUUGUCGUCGAUUGUAGGUAUUGAUCUAAUAUAAAAUCUGGAGUAAUGUUUUCCUGUUUUAAUCUCAUGAUUUUACUCGUACUUGAAUUUAUGCUUAGGUCCCGAAUUUAUCUAAUUCCAUUUUUGGAAUAUUCUUGCCUUGAACUUGCCAGAUGAGAGUCUUAAACUGGUAGUCGUCUUUGUGAGGUUAGAGCUGACCUUGGUUGAGUGGCUAGCCCCGUUGAUGAUCUGUUUGGGUUGUUAACCAGCGUUGUUAGUUUCUCGUUGGUUUGUAGCUUCCUGCCUUCAGUAACAAGAUACAAAAAAGUUUUUAACUCUGGAUUGGAAAGAAUAUAAGGAAGGGGCAUCGCGAACGUAAGCGCUCAGCUUAUUAAAGAAAACCAGUCCUUGAUAGAAAUCAGAAAACUUUCUUAUGUCAGUACGACAGAAAGGAAUACAAAAUCGAUUUGAAAAACGUGUCACAUAACCGUGAACUCGAUUAGUACGUAAAAUGGAUCUGGAAAAACUGGAAAGAACUAAAUUAUUAUUCAAAGAAUACAUAAAUUUCCCGAGGUGCAGAGAAUAGAUAUCUCCUAAUUUGAGAAUCAUAAGAUUUUUAAAUAGAGGAUCAGUUGGUGGGUCAAAACCUUUCUUACUGCUAAUUCUAACAAGACGCUAUGGGAGCGUACACUUUGGUGUCGUGGUGGUGGAUUAAUUGUGAAUGCGGAGGAAUAGUAAGAAAUGAUGUUUUUUCAUAUACCCUUCCAUACAAAUUCCCUUACUUUUCUCCUUUUGUGUAACAGGCGUCUUAACUUCUUCACCGGAAGUCUGCUAGAUGCAUGGCAGUGACCCAAUUCGCUUAUAAUUUCUGUCAUAAAUAAUUGCGCACGGCGAGAUCUCAGUUCCACUUCCUUUAUUUUCUCAACAACAACACUUUCCUUAUGCACAGUUCACUCCACACCUUCUCCAGCAACGUAACUAUAAACUAACAUCACUACAUCCCCUAACAAAACUUGCUGAAAAUGCACAAUCUCCACACCGAGGAUAAUUCAUGUACAACAUCGCAACACAAACUAGAAAUACGUAUCUCGCAAUAACCCUAGCGAAACUCGGUUAAGUCGGUUUUUUAGUAGCACCACUCAAGUUAAGCCCUGUUGGGCGGGGUUAGGAACUGGAUGGGCACCCACCGCGAAUAUCGUUUUGAAGGUCCCUACUUUGCUCUUUCUUUUCCUCUUCUCCUUUUUUGCAUAUUGUGUGGUGUCAUUUUUAAACGUGUAUUGAAAAGCAUACUUAGCAUUAUUUCGGCCGCUGGAUUUAGAAAAAAAAAACAAACACGGAAGGACAGUUAGUCUCCAUCGCAGCCGUUUUCAGGCUCGUCACGUGACGAGUCUAAAAACGGCUGCGAAAGAGAUUAGUUCGCGUGAAAAUUAUUAUAAGCUUACUUCGGGCCGUACUACAGAACUGAAACUCUGAUCUAUCGUCGGGGAAUUUGACCGGCAAACUAAUAAAUUUGGGUUUUCCACGGUUUAUCACGAAUUCCAAGCUAGAUUCCAGGCGGAAAAGACAAGGUUUCGACAAUAAAAAGCCGAACUGAAACGCACUUUGGAGAAUCAUGUGGCGCGACAUAUUAAAGCAAACUCGUCUGCUCAGUGAGACGCACUGAAAAUUGCUCUUGUAUCUCGAUUUUCGCUCAAAUUUUGAAUCUACUAGCCCAAUUUGAUUCAACGUUUUUUGUAAAAUACUUUUGCAGUCAAUAUUUCUAGCCAGAAUAAUAAAUCAGGACAAGCCGAAAAGUCACCAACUUAUCCCGUACCUCGUGCAUAACUUGUAGCUAUUCUCACAUCUCAAGUUACCUUGGGUCGCAGUGGCGCAAUCGGCUAAUCCCGUGACGUAGGGUCUGAUCUGAUCUUACGGGUCACACAAGUGAGUCGGUUCAAACCCCGCGCAAGCCAAAACAAUAAUUCUUUCUUCCUCCAAUAACAACGAAAUCGAACUGAUCUCGAGAUAUCUCGAACUAAUUCGGCGCUGAUUUCGUAAAAUAGCCGAAUAAAGCCGAAUACCUACAAACUUUGCAUGCCCAAUCUCGUCCAGAAAAAGCAACUUUGGGACAUUCCUGAGUGUCGCGACUGCUUUACUUCGCGCUCCGCCGAAGUAAAAAUGCGUUUUUGCAACAGGACUAUGCGCCUAAGAUGAGUAGGGCAAGUCAAACUCCAAACUGAAAUACAAAAUUGAAGAUAAGAAUAGACAAGUGAAUAGUAUAAAAUACACAAAGCUGGCUUAGUAAGACAAGAACUCGCAACCUGCGAAAUAUGGAGUUUUCAUGACAAUGACUCAUCUUAAAUAACACCAAGAAACUUGAUUUAUCUUAAGACCAUUCAUCUCUAUAUUAAAGGCGAAUUCAUCUCUUCUCUGCCCGGGUUUAAAAGUUAUGUAAUUUGACUUUUGUAUAUUUAGAGAUAGCUUGUUGGCUUUAAAACAAAUGAGAUAACUUAGGCAUUUCAGAGUUAACAAGUUCAUUAAUCAGGAAAGUCAAUAUGAGAAAAGAAUAAGUUGGUAUCAUCAGCAAACAAGAAUCGCUGAAAAGCGAUUUUAACUGGGCUGUCGAAGGCGAUUUUUUCUGAGGAAGGGGUUGCUGCACCACAGAAUCUUGUCGCUGGCCAUUGGGUAACAUAGCACCUCAUGUUUGAGUGAAACAUAAAUUCAUUUGAACAUUGUAUCCUUUUGGAACACUUUCGUAACAAGAAAAAUGAGUACCAUUUUUAAGUCGGGACUGUAUAGUAACUUUCAAAUUCCACUAUUAUAAAUAGAAGUAAGCAAGUGAGCCAUUCUAAGCAGGAAACAGUAAGCGUUAUUUUCAAGCACCCCUUCCCCAAUCCCUCUGCCCCCCAAAAUAAAGUGUGACAGUAUAGCGUGACUAAUUUGACCUAACCGGAAAUUCCAAAAAUUAUUGUCGUUCUACGGGUCAUAAAAUGCUGUUAAUAACAAGCAGUUCAUUUCUCAAUUCUGGUUCUUAAAAAUUGGAAAGCAAAUUAUAUUUAAGUUUUGUUUUUGUCUGAUAUUGCGUUAUAGAGCCUUCCUACCUAUCCUAGUCAAUAUAUAUAUAUACAAUUUUUUUUUGUGGACGUGGUGAUGUACAAUGAGCACAUUCCCCGGGACAUUCCUUUCCUGUAAGGAAUGACUUUUCACGCGCUGAGUAAGAAUCGCAAAAAGAUAAAAAGAGACAUUGGACGUCACAUUUUAAACGGUUUAAGCUUCAACGUAAAGCGAAGAGAAACCUUAAAAGCGACCCAUCCUACCAUCUUUUGAAAAAGGCACUGAUAGCUUGUGAAAAAGUGCCAAUGAUAGCUUGAGAGACGUCUUUAUUCAAUGGAUGUACAUACAAACACUCUAGCUACACACAUAGAGAGAUUUGCAAUCACGUUUUGGAAGGGAAAAACUCCUCAAAAUGUUUAAACUUCAACAAAAAGUGAAGAAAAACCACAAAUGGUACUCAUCGUAGCAUCUUUUGAAGGAGACGAUGAAAAAGUACAGUACGCCAAUUUCAAACACAUCUUCAUUUAAUGGCUGCCUUGGCUUAACAUUCUACGCCAAGUUAGUCAUUGAUCGUGUUUAUCGUCAUGACAACGAAAUUCUCCGGGGGGGUACUCCCUUACAUUUGCCUUAUACAAUCGGCGACAAAAUUGUUGAGACAUUGUACUCAAAUAGGGUAACUUUGGAGAACAAAAGAAUCCGCACCCCUCUCCUCUCCCCUCCGUUCAAAGUUGGGGUGUUUGUUGUUUCCUAAAGGUAGCUCGAACAUCGGCACAACAGUGUAUGGAAGGGGGGGGGGAGGGAAAGCUAUAUUUCCUCCUUUUGAAGUCAGUAAAACGUAAAAAAGCCCAGUUUAGGGCGAAGUGUCUUAACUCAUUUUGUCGUCGAUUGUAGGUAUUGAUCUAAUAUAAAAUCUGGAGUAAGGAUUUGGGAAACCGAACAACACACCCCACCAACAAUUCCCAGGAAUACGCCCCUGGGUUACUCGGUUAAUCAUUGAUAGAGGCCGUUUACUGAACCAAAAAUUCCGGUGGGUAGGUAAGCAUUAAGAGAAUGAGUCGACACAUCCCCACCACGAAUUGCUAGGGAUACCACCCGGAAAGAAAAUAAUCGAAGGUAUUUUAUAAACUGGGCCAGCCUACGGCAAGCACAGUUAAUAAAAACAGGUCAUAGAUAUUUGAAAUCUGACACAAUUCAUUGAUAUAAAUAAAAGAGAAUAAGGGACCAGGGACAGACCCCUGAGGAACUCCACACAAGAUUUCACGAACUAGAGACGACAUACCAUUAAAUUCAACGUAUUGUUGCCUAUUACAAAGGUAUCAUUUGAUCCACUCUAGGGCCAGACCAUGAAUCUCAUAAUGCUCAAGCUUAUCGAGUAGAAUACAAUGAUUAACGGUAUCAAAACCUUUUGAUAAAUCAAGGCAUAUUCCUAGUGCAUGUUUCCUCUUAUCAAUGGCCGAAGUAAUCUUGUCAUGUAGGUAUAAUAACUCGGCUAACGAGGUUGAUUGUUUCUUUCUGAAACCUUAUUUAGAUAUCGAAUUAAGCGAUUGUACAAAACGUUUUCUAGAAACUUCGAAAAGAUUGUUAAGACUUAUACAGGUCUAUAAUUAGAAAGUAAACUUUUGUCACCAGACUUAUGUAGAGGAACGGCACUAUAGCCGAUUUCAUUUGAGCAGGGACAAUACCUGAGUUAACUGAUAGAUUUAAACCGUAUGUGGACAUAUGGUUAACGUAUGGCCAGCCGCAGUGUUAAGACGAAGUGACUUAGCAAUUUCAACAAUUUUAGUCUGCGUAGCAGAUUCAAAGAAAAAAGGAUUAAUCAAGCGAUCCGGUAGAAAAGACUUAUGUGUCCUAAUUGAACUGGAUAUAUUUUUAGCGACUGUAGGCCCCAGAUUGGUAAAAAAAAAGUUGCAAAAAUGAUCAGCUAUUCAACUGGAAUAUGAAAUCUCCUGAUUAUUGAUGGUGAAGGUUGACGGUAACUUAUUAGAACGACUGUUUCUAUUUAUUAUCCGAUUUAAAAUCUUCCAGGUACCUUUCGCAUUAUUUUUAGACAAUUCAAGUCUUUUUCAUAAUAGAGAGAUUUUGCUAGACGUAGAAAGUGGUGGAGUUUGUUUCUAUAUUUUUGGAAUUUUCCUUAUUCGUUGGAGUGGGAAAUUUAUAAAUUUUUUAUACAAUUUUGUUCUUCUUCCUAAUGGAUUUUUGCAAGCCCGGAUCAUUACGGAGACGAUUGUUCAAGUUUACAGGUUGCCGAAGGCCUUAGGUAUUCUAAAGGAAAAACUUAAGCUCAGGAGUCAAACUUAACUUUAACUGCAUGCAUGCGUACAAUGUAGAUCCUUACAUGUGAACCUUUAGUGGUGAUAAUUUCAGUUUCUGAAGCACUUGGUCUUUAAUUUAGUAAAACAUUUUCUGGUCUAACGCCCUGGGUCUGACGUGUGCAUUUAGGCUAGGGAUGACGGUUCUGGAGCCACUGCUAAAGACGGUAAAAAGUAAAUAUUUCGUCUCAGGCAAGAAAGGAAUGGUGGAUCAGGUCACCCGGAACGAAGCUGGCGAUAAUUGAUCGGACUACAGAGGGAGAAAAUUCAAAUUAACUCAUUGCACUCACGAUUACUUAGUUUAUGAAUAUUAGUAACAAUGUUGUUUGAUAUCUAUUUUUUUUUUUCAUUCUAGCUGCUUUUUCUAGCAUGAACUCUGGCGUGGAAGGACUGAGAACACUUUUGGAUCGUAUAGAAACAAACCGCAAAAUUGCUAUCGGCGUUUGGAAUGAAAGUGAUCAUCCGUGGGAAGCAAUUUCCGUGUAUUUUUCGUCUGGCACCUCAGAUAACAUCCUUCCACUUAAUGUUCCAAAAGGUAGAAACUAGAUUAGUCUAAUUUUAAAAGCAUAACUCCUACCUAACUAUUUAUCAGUAUAUUAUGCUUGCUGUUUAGCGUAGGUGUACGGCAUUUGGAUAGAUCCCAGACACGCAUCCAAUGUGUUGUGCGGGUAAGAGAGAAUUGGGGUUAGGUUGAGGCGCGCGGGAACUAAUGGGAAGGGACAAAGGAAUAAUAGCGACUGGCAAAUUUCGUUUCAUAGAGCCGUGCAAAUUGCCAUGGAGCCGUGCAGGUACUUUUCAUAAAGGUAAUAGCACUUUUCUGGUAUUUUCGUGGUCAAAAUCCUUUGUGACGUUUAUUUUAAUUUUUUUAUAAAAAAAAAAACAGUUUUCUCUAUGUAACAAAAAGUAUUUGUUAUGCCGUUUCGCCUGCAUGGCGUGCGCGCUGGAAGAUUCCCGGGAAAGCAAUGUUGACUAUUUCGACAGUUCUUACAGUGAACUGUGGUUUGAAGGUUGGUAAUUCUUUUCUCUAUUUUUUCUCUUUCCUAACAAAGGUUACUUUUGAGGUAUCUCGCAGCACCAGUUCACACUACAAAGUAUCUUUAUUCAGAAUACCCACAUUAAAGUUAUUCCAAUCAUUACAGAUGCAAACAUCAGGUUUACUUCUACAGGAUUAAUAUCAAGCAUUAAAGCUAGCUCCCUCAAUGUGUUUAUUUUUUUAGCUUCUUCAAGAACUAUAUUUUUAUACAAAUGUUGAAAUGAAAUGUAACAAAGGUAGGACACUCUUAAGAACUGACAUCAGUUCUCUUUUAUAACUGUUUCCUAAAAUAGACUUUAAGGUAACCCAUAUAGUUCAUAUGGGCUGUAGUGCAUUAUUACAUAGUGCACAUUUUCCCCUGGCGCUCUAUCAUUGUAUGAACUAAAAGAAGGCCGGGUUCACGCAUUUGUGCGUCUUGCUUGUUCUUGCCAUAGAAAGAUAAGUAUUUCCUUGUACUGCGUAGAACUCAAGCAAAAUUCCCUAAAAACAAAAGAAAUGUUUAAAUUUAUUGGUAGCCUACAAAGCAGGCGUUUUUUUGACAGAAACUCUGAGGUACAUUGAUCGCGGCAGCCAUCUUGAAAAGCCAAGGAAAAGACUAAGGGAGGAGGAGCGGGAAAAGGGGGAGGGGCGAGGAGAAGAGAGGAGGUUGGGGUUAGGGUUACUAUUUGAAACCCAUCACACCUCUUCCUUUAAAUCAGUUUUGAACUUGUUCCAACUCUCUGGUAGUAUUAACGUCCGAGAUGGCGGGAUAACGUUAUUUCCGCAAUGGAUCGCGCUGCAAAAUAUGCGUGCUUUGCAGGCUGAUUUAUUGCUUAAGAAGAAAGAUGUCCUUGGAUUGCUUCCAGCUGGUUUUGGAAAAAAGUCUGAUUUACUAACUUUUUGAAAUUAAGUGUUGACAGGCUAAACACGAUUCAUGUUAUGUGUUUGAACAACAGUUUUUCUCUUUUUUUUCUCGCCGCUGUGUUUUGAUAUAGACUUAACUUUGACUCUGCUGUGGAAAAGCUAAUUUCCCUUCAUUUAAGCCAUUAUUUACAUCGCGUAACAAUGAGCUUCCUUCCCGAGCCGCCAUAUUGAAACGAAAUCUGCCAAUCGCUAUUUUUCCUUUGUCCUUUCAAAUGAGAUGUUAUUGGUCGUAUAAGCCGUGAUGGUACUGGCUUUGAAGACUGCUAAUGUCAUUGGUGCGUUUCGAUCCGUCUAUUGUCACAGUUAAACAGUCGUUUAUUGUUAGUAAAAUUGUCAGUUGUCCAGUCGUUUUCUCGUAGUUAGUUUUGCUUGAUUCACGUCAAUAAGUCCUUUGUACGGUGCCGGUAACUGUUGAUUACAAGUCAGUAGCAUUUGUUCUAAGUUAGUAAACCAGCUUUCUAAAAGAGGGGGGUGAAUAGGGGUAUGCAAAUCCGCCGAUCCGUGGUAUUUUAAGGCCCGAUCCGUCGAUCCGACUUAAUUUUUGUUCAAAUCCGAAUCCGUGUUACUUUAAAAAGUUUUCGUGGUAUAUAGAAAGUAGCGUUGUAGCAUGAAAAAAUGAAUUACUUGAUAUAGCUGUUCUGUAAUCGCAACAGAUGCGGGACUUCAUGUUUAAAAAGUUUUCGUUACAGCUUCAAAACAUUAAGCAUUAGGGACAGAGCUUAUAAUGUUUCUUCCAACAAUACAGAUUUGACUAACCAAAUGGUCUGCAAGCUUGCAAAAUGAAAGUAUCUGGUAUUGCGUAAAAGAUUUUUCAAUAAAUUUACUUACUGACAUCACUUUGGACAUGCUUCUAGUCGAGCCGCAAAAUUCGGAAGAGGCAGAACUCAACUUCAUGGUAAUUUUACUUACCAGUAAGUACUUUCCAUGGUUCAUCUUUUGCCGUGUUUGCCCUCAACCAAGAUGGCGAGAGAAACCGUGAAAAGAUCUAUUAAGUUAACGAUCAAGACAAGCAAACUAGCUGAAAUAGCUUCGAAGAACAUAAUUUAUAUCAGUUCAUGUAUAAACCAAAUAUAAAGCACGAAAACAAAGCAUACCUGGUUUGAUUGAUGUUUCGAAUGCUAAGUAAUCAACACUACACGCACCGCGCCAAUCAGAAGCUGCGUUCGUGGGCGAACGCAGUUUUUCAAAAUCGUGGGGUUUGCGGGCAAGCGGUUCCUUCUUUCCCCUCCCCCUCCCCCGUCAUUCAUUUUUUUUUUUUUGCUCUUCUCCUAGACGAACCUCGCGAGGAAACGCUUGCUACGCAGGCUACACGAACGCAUUCACAGAUCCUGUCAGGUCACUUAGCAUUACUGCCAUUACAUGAACCAUGUGUCACCAUGCAGGAACCAUGGCAAGGUUGCCUGACGUCAUUUACGCCACGCUGUCUAUACUGGAAUUCAUGUAUACCGUAUGAGUCGGGUAACGAGAAAAUCUUCCGGAAACCUCGGAAGUGAAACGUUAGCCGACAAAACACCAGCACAUUGACCAAGGCCGACAGAAAAUUGAUGAUCCAAUCCACGAUCCGAACUUCUAGACUGACAGAAUCUGGAAACCGGGCCAAAACUUUCAGCUGAUCCGCGAUCCACGGUAUUUUUCAAAUCCGCGAAUCCGCUCAAUUUAUCGCCGAAAUCCACAAUCCGUGAGCUUUUUAAGGCCAAAUCCGCCGAUCCGCGGACCUAUUCACCCCCCUCCUAAAGAGAGUCGUUGAUGGUGCUCUGUAGAAUACGUAAUACAUGUCGCAGAGUCUCAAUCGAUUUGAUGUUUCGUCUGUAAAUGGUGCGCGGCAAUGUGAUUAUUGACGUCAUCAUUUGUCGUCACUCGUUUGUGUUUGGUCAGUCGCAUGCUAAGGUUUCUGCCGGUUUCACCAAUGAAGUAGCCUGGCAGUCGCAGCAAAUGAUCUUGUCCCUUGUCCCGGGGGGGAGGGGUACUUCCUUAUAAGAGGCUAAUGGGGAUGUGCCGCUGGAUGGUGUCCCAUUUUCAUGACUGGAUUGACUAUAAUGGGGUUGCAUUUUCAAUAAAGUUACUACAAUGGGGUCGCACUUUUCGGAUUUUUGGGGUAAGAAAGUUCUUCAUAUUUACGGUUAGCAAACGUACCCGAAUGUUUGUACUGUAGGUGGGAAGCAAUGAUAGUCUUUACACUAGAGCCUAAAUAAGCUAAGAAAUAUUUCAAGACAAGUAAAUUUUAAUUACUUUAAGUAAAAUAAAGCUUCACACACAACCGAUUCUUUUUCUUUCUUCUUAGCGGCUCCUAAGUCUUACUUAACAGCCUAGUGUAAAGACAAUCAAUGUGUUCUUUAUUCAAUUUUAAAAAAAUGGGUCAAUUCAUUUUAGGACUGGACCUAUUUAAAGGAUUGAUAAGGUAGAUACAUGAAUAAAAAGUGACUUAGAUGGAAUCGCGAAAAUGACAUAUUUGCCCAAAAGUAACUAAGAUGGGGUCUAGAUUCGGCCACAGAACAGACCUUAAGGGGGGAACGGGCUCUGAGAGGCCAGCGGCACAUACCAAGCAAAAAUUAACCCAAGUUCCCCGUCCCCCUCCGCCCGGGGGGAUCUUGUAUAAUGCUCCCUGUCUGUCCUAUCAAAUGCUUCGAAUGCCAGGCUACUCGGAUCUUAAUUCGUUGUUAAAGUUACUUUGCAUUCUCACCCAUCUUAUGUCAGUAGAACUGGUAAACAAAAGACACACUUUUCAUUAAUGCCAAGAAAUAACCGUUACUAAUAUCAUAGGUGACGAACUACUCCUUAAUUUUGGCGCAAAAUUUCAGCGUUAAUUUGUAAUUUCACAUGUGAAAUUACCAAAUUGCUAUGGCAACCCUUCCGUACGUCUCAGUGUCAAGAUGGUGACGAAGUUUUAAAAUGCCGUGAAUGAAGAUGUCAGGGCACAAGAAGACGCUUUAGAAAACAAGAACACACAAGAGAACAUCAAGAAGGAUUCUAACAGGUAUUUUGCCGAAAAAGUCUGAAAAUUUAAGGUCUAAACAUUUGAGAGAGUGGAGUUCUCGAUCGAUACGAUCCAGGAUAAACAUGUCAAAAAUCCAAGAUUGCUAACGUAAUUCGUCACCCAUGAUAUUAAUAGGUAAUCAAAUGGUAUACUCGUUAAAUUAGGGAAUAAUUUCACGCGCGUUUUGUCCAAAUCCUAAUAAUUUCCCACGCCUAAGGGCUCGGGAAAUUAUUAGAAUUUGGACAAAACACACAUACCUAUAUGCUUGUUCUCAUUAGGUGAGGCCAUACUAUGGGGAGCUCGAAAAACUGCGGGACCUAUACCUAGAGGAGCCGUUGGAGUCUUCACGUACUACAUACGAGCCUUAGACAAGACAUUAGCUAUCAUGUAUUCCGUUCCUUUUGAUUUCAACUUAUUCAGAAAUUGGUGGAAUGUAAAACUUUACGGCGGUCGUCGGGAGGCCAGUAAACAGACGUUCAGAGACAUGUAUGGUGCCGACAGAGUGAGGGGUGAUAACGCCUGGCAUACUAAAAAUUUAGGCUUAGGAUUGUCUGUGGAGGGUGCGAUGGGGAGCACGGAUCAAUCCGAACUUGAGAUUAGGGUUGGGAUUGCAAGCAGGACAUGAGCUGCUCAAUAACCAACUGGUUGCCUACUUCCAGACAGUUUUUUUUAAUCCCCUUACGUUUUAUUUUUAUUGUUUAUUCACCAAUUAUUCCAGUGGAGUGCCUGUAAACUAGCUAAAGAGACUCACUGCACUUCCGCAGCAAAAAAAAACGGUCUUUAUUGUUGAAAGUCCCGGUAACUUUUCAUGCCUCAAGCUGGCACAUUUAAACAAGUUUUUAAACAAGCAAGUGCCGUAGUAUGAUUUGGUAAGUUCUAUCUUUUGCUAAAAUAAAAAUUACAGAAUUAUUUACUCAGUUGAUUUAAGUGUUCAAACGAAAAAAACCCUUUGGUUUGUAUUACCAGUCAAAGUUGUUGUCUAGAUUAAUGAAGUUCCACCAAGGAAGUACUGUUUUUAUCAAUCUAUUGCACUUUUGAGACUUUCGUUGAACUGGCCCCUGUUUGCAGGCUAAAACCCUGAUUAUCUGAGUUCACAACUGGAUCAUAUACCCCCAUCAUUAAACGUAAUUUAUUCAUGAUUGUUUGAGAUUACGUGGAAAGUAAAUAUCUGUUGUUCAAUUUAUUAGUCCAUGAUGCAAUAUUGUUCUUAGCUAACACGGGUUUUUCCUAGUAAACUCGUAAACAAUUUUUGAGUUAAUGUAUGUAAAAAGGCGGGACUAAUUAAUAUUGUUAUGAUAUUCCAACAAGAAGGUUUCAAACGACAAGUUUGGUACUGUACGAAAAAUGACGAAUUGUACUUUUAGAAGUACUGGUAUUGUACGUAGUUGAUUUGUAUUAGUAUGAACCUUCUUUGUAUUUUUUAUAUCUCUCUGACUAUUUUGUUAGGACGGGACAUUUACUGGACCUAUGUGAAUUUUAGAGUAAAAGUAGAUUUUUUUUGUUACGCUAUAACCUCGUAGGAAAGUAAAUUAAUAAUUCUUGUAGCAAAUCGAAUUUCUGCUAAUGUUAAUUUAAAUUAGAGACCUUAAGAUUCUAAGACAAGUACGACUACGAGAACGAUAUUUUACCACUACUGAGUAGUGCUCGUGCGUGAACCAGCGUCAUUUUGGCUGGAAAACGUGAUAGCAUUCGUCAAUCUACUACGAGUUUAGCGAGAAUGUAGAAGUGGCGGAAACAAGAUAUCAAAUGUUAGAAUUUUUAUCAUUUUGCGAUCGGGAGAGUGUGUAACCUCCCUUACUAAAGAUAACAGUGCUAAUUUUUCAAGUGAAAAUGGUAAAAUGAAGCCUUUCGGGGAAUCUAUAUUUUGAGAAUAUGUGAAAAAACUUUAAGUCAAAUCUUGUAUUCGUAGUUGUGCUCGUCCUGGAAUCUAAAGGUCUCUAAUGAAUAAGAUUGACAGCCUUUAAGUCCAGUCUGGAUAAAAGGAGCUGCAACGAGCUUUUGUUAGAGGGAUUCAGCUAGUCUUGUGCUUGUAAAGUUAUUAAAAGAGUGUGAAGUUAAUAAAUCAGAGUGAACAUAGUGUCAAAUUGUCACAUAUCAUUGUAGAAGGACUUCCUGUCCCCCAACGCGCAAACGUUCCUUUAAACCAGUAGUGUUUGCAAAUUUGUUUCAUCAAGAACAUCGAUUUUUUUUCCCCAAUGUAACAUAACAUUGCUUUUACGUGGAGUGAUUUUUAAGUUCCGGUGAGUGUGGUUCAGAAAAUGAUUAUUGCUUACAGCGAAAGCAUGUGAACGGUUUAUAUAGACCGUCACUGCAAAGUCAUUAUAUUAUUAGUUAACAGAUGAUAAAAGGUUACGAACCAUUUCUUCAUCCUUAGUGUUAACAGACAGAGUCUGAUGACCACCGAGGGAGAAAUGGAAUUUCAACAGCGAGCAACUGCCAUACUAGGCCUAUGUCACGGCGUUUUUACGGACCAGUUUAUUUUUAGACAAAUUUUAGGGCACUUUUCCUUGCGAAAAUAAAAUCUUCACUAUGUCUAUGAGCUCAUUCGAAGUAUAAGAUAUCAAAAAGGAAAACUAAACGUUAUUAAGAGGCAAAACUAUCGUUUUUAAUUUAGGUCCGUAGGUUUUGCUGACUGGUUUCAUUUCUGGUUUGAGGGAUUUAAAAGAUAUUCAAAAUUCGCGCCAAACCGUUCUAAAAAUAAACUGGUCCGCGAAAACGCCGUAACACGAGCGCAUGGAAGUCAUGGAAGUUGCUCGCUCCGGGUUCUGAGCAGAGUCAUUGAAAACGUUUUCUUUUUCUUUUGGAUCAGAUAUCAAAACAUCACCUUUGGAGAUCGCCGGGAUAGCCGAGUAACACUUAUUACCAUACGUGGAUUUCACUGGCAUACGCCACCACAAUUUGGAAGAAAUUGCUGGAUCACUAAGAGCUUGGUUGGUCUUUGUAUUAUCUUUGCCAUUCUGAUAAGACUAACUACUAAGUUUCUCUGAACAAGAUGGGAUUUAGGGGCUGUUUACAUGGAGGGAAGAAGAUCCUAGUUAGCGCCAUAUGUUUUCUGUAUUCAGUUUACAUGCAAAGGGUUGUACUUGUCCAUAGCGCUAGGAUCUUCCUAGUACUAGGAUGUUGCUAGCUGAGAGGUAGGAAGAUCCCAGCACUAGGAAGAUCCUAGCACCAUGUAAACUGCUUUCGCUAGGAAGAUCCUAGUACUAGGGACAAACGCGACAAAAUGUCGGCGGGUCGUUUAGUGGCUAAUUACGGCAAUAAAGGCCUAAAGGCCGACCAUUUCGUUUGGAGUAAUCCACGAGCAGAUUAUUGUGUUCAUUCAGCUGAAAGGUUGUGAUUUACGCCAGUAAAGAGAGCAGAAGGACCCAAAUUGCAUUUUUGAUUUUGUCGUCUGCCAUUUUUAAUUCCUUCUCUAACCUUCUCUACUUGGACAACUCACGGGCCGAAAUUUCUUCAUGUAAACUUCUCGAUCGAUACGAUCCAGGAUAAACAUGUCAAAAAUCCAAGAUUGCUAACGUAAUUCGUCACCCAUGAUAUUAAUAGGUAAUCAAAUGGUAUACUCGUUAAAUUAGGGAAUAAUUUCACGCGCGUUUUGUCCAAAUCCUAAUAAUUUCCCACGCCUAAGGGCUCGGGAAAUUAUUAGAAUUUGGACAAAACACACAUACCUAUAUGCUUGUUCUCAUUAGGUGAGGCCAUACUAUGGGGAGCUCGAAAAACUGCGGGACCUAUACCUAGAGGAGCCGUUGGAGUCUUCACGUACUACAUACGAGCCUUAGACAAGACAUUAGCUAUCAUGUAUUCCGUUCCUUUUGAUUUCAACUUAUUCAGAAAUUGGUGGAAUGUAAAACUUUACGGCGGUCGUCGGGAGGCCAGUAAACAGACGUUCAGAGACAUGUAUGGUGCCGACAGAGUGAGGGGUGAUAACGCCUGGCAUACUAAAAAUUUAGGCUUAGGAUUGUCUGUGGAGGGUGCGAUGGGGAGCACGGAUCAAUCCGAACUUGAGAUUAGGGUUGGGAUUGCAAGCAGGACAUGAGCUGCUCAAUAACCAACUGGUUGCCUACUUCCAGACAGUUUUUUUUAAUCCCCUUACGUUUUAUUUUUAUUGUUUAUUCACCAAUUAUUCCAGUGGAGUGCCUGUAAACUAGCUAAAGAGACUCACUGCACUUCCGCAGCAAAAAAAAACGGUCUUUAUUGUUGAAAGUCCCGGUAACUUUUCAUGCCUCAAGCUGGCACAUUUAAACAAGUUUUUAAACAAGCAAGUGCCGUAGUAUGAUUUGGUAAGUUCUAUCUUUUGCUAAAAUAAAAAUUACAGAAUUAUUUACUCAGUUGAUUUAAGUGUUCAAACGAAAAAAACCCUUUGGUUUGUAUUACCAGUCAAAGUUGUUGUCUAGAUUAAUGAAGUUCCACCAAGGAAGUACUGUUUUUAUCAAUCUAUUGCACUUUUGAGACUUUCGUUGAACUGGCCCCUGUUUGCAGGCUAAAACCCUGAUUAUCUGAGUUCACAACUGGAUCAUAUACCCCCAUCAUUAAACGUAAUUUAUUCAUGAUUGUUUGAGAUUACGUGGAAAGUAAAUAUCUGUUGUUCAAUUUAUUAGUCCAUGAUGCAAUAUUGUUCUUAGCUAACACGGGUUUUUCCUAGUAAACUCGUAAACAAUUUUUGAGUUAAUGUAUGUAAAAAGGCGGGACUAAUUAAUAUUGUUAUGAUAUUCCAACAAGAAGGUUUCAAACGACAAGUUUGGUACUGUACGAAAAAUGACGAAUUGUACUUUUAGAAGUACUGGUAUUGUACGUAGUUGAUUUGUAUUAGUAUGAACCUUCUUUGUAUUUUUUAUAUCUCUCUGACUAUUUUGUUAGGACGGGACAUUUACUGGACCUAUGUGAAUUUUAGAGUAAAAGUAGAUUUUUUUUGUUACGCUAUAACCUCGUAGGAAAGUAAAUUAAUAAUUCUUGUAGCAAAUCGAAUUUCUGCUAAUGUUAAUUUAAAUUAGAGACCUUAAGAUUCUAAGACAAGUACGACUACGAGAACGAUAUUUUACCACUACUGAGUAGUGCUCGUGCGUGAACCAGCGUCAUUUUGGCUGGAAAACGUGAUAGCAUUCGUCAAUCUACUACGAGUUUAGCGAGAAUGUAGAAGUGGCGGAAACAAGAUAUCAAAUGUUAGAAUUUUUAUCAUUUUGCGAUCGGGAGAGUGUGUAACCUCCCUUACUAAAGAUAACAGUGCUAAUUUUUCAAGUGAAAAUGGUAAAAUGAAGCCUUUCGGGGAAUCUAUAUUUUGAGAAUAUGUGAAAAAACUUUAAGUCAA